UAACCCUGACCUGGAGCUGUAAUAAUUCAUCAAUCUAUGGCUUCAAAGUCAAUCCUGGUAUCGUGUGUCGUGAUAAGGCUCUUGACACUUGGGGCAUUAGCUGCUGCAAUUGUUGUCUUGGUCACCAACCAAUUUCGUUCUAAUAUUGAUAACAGCAAGACCAUUUUCACGGAUGUCAUUGCCUAUAGGUUUGUUUUUGCAGCGUCUGCCCUUGGAUGCCUUUAUACAUUAAUUCAGUUACCCUUUGCAUUAUACUAUGCUUACAAGGAGAAGAGGCUGAUCCAGAAUGACUUCCUACCAAAUCUUGAUUUCUAUGGUGACAAGAUGGUUGCAAUUGUAUUGGCUUGUGGAGCUGGAGCUGGUUUAGCAGUAACUUUAGAGCUAAAGGGGAUUCUUAAAGAAUACUAUAACGAUUUCAGUGAUAUUCCUGAAAUUGAUGAACAGCGUUCAAAGAGCAUUAGAUUUUUAAACAGAGGCUAUAUUGCCUCAGGUCUCUUGCUCCUUGGCUGUGCUUGCAUGGUUAUUCUUUCUGUUUUCUCAUCCAUCAACAGAACCAGUACCAAAAAAUCAGGCUUCUUUGGAUGAAUUAGCCAUAUUUCUUUUUUAUUUAUUCACUUUAAUGUAAUUUUGCUUGAAUAAAGAUACCUCGUAUCACACUAAUGGAGAAAUAAUAAAAUGCAUUUUUUAUUUUUUA
Ricinus communis (castor bean) is the source of this 694-nucleotide messenger RNA. Its product is annotated as CASP-like protein 4D1. The transcript has 3 exons. Lineage: Eukaryota; Viridiplantae; Streptophyta; Magnoliopsida; Malpighiales; Euphorbiaceae. The record is from RefSeq and is a predicted model, not a curated record. Bases 37 to 585 code for a protein of 182 amino acids.